AUUUUUCGGCUUGUUUCUGUUCAGCAUCGUUAUCAGCGUGUAAAAUUACCCCAGUGUACCCAUUUUCAUGCUGGUAUCACAAUUUGCACAAUUCAUGUUCUAACAGCCCAGACUAGCAGCUUGCACUAUGGAGGAGAGAGGGAACAUUUCACCAACAUGAAGAAAUUGUAUGCAAUUAUAACGUGUGCUCUGGUCGUUCUUACACUAAUUGGAUUUAUGUAUUUGAAUGAGUUUUCAGUGUGGUAUCACACUUCAAUAGUUGUUAAAAACCCAAAAAUUGUUUCGGCAAGCACUAAGAAAAAACACGAGGGCACGUCUACUAUGAAAGUGCAGCCAAAUGGAGUUCCAGGUGAACAAUCAAAAUGUGUUGAUGAUGGAGACAGAUACAGCCAAGUGAAGUUUUUUGUCUUGUUCAUUGGCUACUCUAGAAGUGGAAGCACUUUACUUGGUUCCCUACUUGAUGCCCAUCCAAAUGUUAUCGUUGCAAAUGAAUACGGCGUAGGAGAUAAGCUGAGUACAUUCACUGCUGCAAAAAAGAACAGGAAUUAUUUAUUCAAUCAGCUGUACAAUAACUCGCAGUGGUACGCAACGAAAAGUUAUCGAUCUUCAACUUACAGGGGGGUUUACAACUAUCACGUACCGAAACAGUGGCAAGGAAAAUACAAUUGCUCAAUACAGGUGAUCGGGGACAAAAAGGCUGUACAGAGUGUCCGAACUUUUUCAGAUGAAGAAGGUGAUCAACGGCUGAACGAGUUGGGUAGAAUCGUAAAAGUCCCCAUUAAAUUCGUACACAUCCACAGGAACCCAUUUGACACCAUAGCAACGAUGCUUUUGCAGCACAAAAAUGCGAGAAGUCAAGCUACCUCCUCACAUUUCAAGCCGCUGAACGAUCAGAAGGAGUUGCGGAGGUGCGUGAACAGAUACCUCAACAGGGUAAAGCGCCUUGAGGCAAUAAAAGCCAAGCGAGUUGAAGAUGUGGUCGAUAUUGAGUAUUCCAAGCUGGUAAAAGAACCAAAACAAAUAGCAAAGAAGCUCUGUAAAUUCUUUCAAUUAACUUGCAGCAGAAAAUACGUAAAAAGUUUCGCGAAGAAAACUUAUCACAAUGAGACAUACACAAGAAGAAAAGUCAUAUGGACCGAAGAUAUGAAAGCGCGCGUGUUUAACAAAAUGAACCUGCUUUCGCCGCAUAGAAAAUUUGUCUUUGAGGUGUCCUGAUGUAAAGUUUAGUGAAAAUUUUUAGAUUAUAUAUAGGCUCUUUCAUUCAAAUGUGGGUUUUUAUGUCCCAAAUUGUCACAGCAGCUGCUCCUUGGAACUUCGAAUGUUCUUUCCUCGUUGCUAGCUGUUUGUUGUUAUUAAUUGAUUUUUAGCAGAAAAAUGAGAAAAUUUGGGGGGAAUGCGAAAAAGUAAGAGCAAUAAGUGAACCAUCUGACUUUGGGAUGCCGUUUCGAGCUCCCAUGCCAGUCAAAGUGAAUCAAACAUCGUCAUGAGCACUAUCAACAAGCCAGGCUGAAGAAAAUUUGUAUUUCUUGUCUCAUAACAAUAUUUCACCAUCUUACACGACGCUGUGUUUUAUGCUGUUUUCCAUCUUGAUCUGUGAUGAGAAUUCGAAAAAUCAUCAUUUUAUCGAAAUACAGGGAAAAGGCUGACGAUUCCUCGUUGAAAUGAUGAAGAGCAUUCCGGGAAAAUAAUAAGUUGUCGUUGUCAUUGUCUUUCUAUGACAUUUUUCUUUAUAGCAUUACUACUUCUUGUGAAAUAAAAAUUUAAUUAUGUUUAAUAUAUAUGUAUA
Messenger RNA from Rhopilema esculentum, 1786 nucleotides. RefSeq lists its product as uncharacterized. Gene Ontology annotation, cellular component: Golgi apparatus. Lineage: Eukaryota; Metazoa; Cnidaria; Scyphozoa; Rhizostomeae; Rhizostomatidae. The record is from RefSeq and is a predicted model, not a curated record. Gene Ontology annotation, biological process: peptidyl-tyrosine sulfation. Gene Ontology annotation, molecular function: protein-tyrosine sulfotransferase activity.